Molecule: messenger RNA, 1818 nt
Organism: Ficedula albicollis (Collared flycatcher)
Lineage: Eukaryota; Metazoa; Chordata; Aves; Passeriformes; Muscicapidae
Gene: NME6
Product: NME/NM23 nucleoside diphosphate kinase 6
Exons: 4
Biological process (GO): CTP biosynthetic process; GTP biosynthetic process; UTP biosynthetic process
Molecular function (GO): nucleoside diphosphate kinase activity
Source: RefSeq, a predicted model, not a curated record
CGCCGCCUCUUCCCGCAGGCCGUGCACGCCGCCAUCCUCCGCCACCGGUUCCUCAUUGUCCGCGCCAAGGAGCUGCGCUGCGGCCUGGAGCAGAGCCGCCGCUUCUACCGGGAGCACGCAGGGCGAUUCUUCUACCAGCGGCUGGGGGAGUUCACGGCCAGCGGCCCCAUGUGGGCUUACAUCCUGGCCCAUGAGGACGCUGUCUCCCUCUGGAGAUCCCUGAUGGGACCCACUAAAGUGUUCCGAGCCCGACACAGCGACCCGGACUCCAUCCGGGGUGCCUACGGCCUCACGGACACCAGGAACACGACCCACGGCUCAGACUCGCCCGCCUCGGCCAGCAGGGAAAUCGCCUUUUUCUUCCCCGAGUUCGACGCGCGGCGCUGGCUGGAGCAGGAGGAGCCGCGCUGGCGGCGCGGGGAGCUGCAGUACAGCGCCGAGGAGCGCGUGCACCGCGUGCGGGGGGCGCACGCAGACUGACCCCGCCGCGGGCGGGCCGGCCGCUGGCCCUGUGGGUGCUGCUGGGCCCAGACACAGAGCUGGGCCGGGCUCUGGGGACGGGGGACAGGGGAAGCCUUGUGCGCGCCGUGCCGCCUGGAAUCUGGCUGUUGGGCUGUACAGUCCCCCAGCAGUGCUUGUGCUGACAGCCUGGCCAUGCAGCUCACUGCCCCUGAGCUUGUCUGGGUGUGAGCGGGGCAGGUGACUUGGUCAAGGGCCAGCGAAGGAUGGGUUGCUUGUUCCAGGUGGGAUGGCCUGGGUUUGCUGACGGGCAGCCUCAGGUUCUCCCUGCUGGCUGUUCCCACAGUGCCUUAGGGAGAAAAGAGGGAAAAAGAGCAUGAAGAAAGGCAGGGUAAGAUGAACUGUCCUGUCCUUGCUCACCUGCACCUGGGCUGGGAAAUGAGGAGCUUUGCCAGUACUCUUCAUAUGAGAGCGCUUGGAGCCCUCAGUGUCCAUGGCCUGACUGGGCACACGGGGCAGUUCCGUGUCCUCGGGAAAUGGGGUGGACAAGGCCAUUGGAUUACCCAGAUACGUGAUGGAAUGCUGACAGGGUGCUGCAGGAGGGAGGUGCAGAGCCAGGUCCUGGCAGGCUGAUUGCGUUUCUCUCUGUGAUGCCACGUGAGAUGUGUUCCUGGACGGGGUUUCAGUUCCUUUCUGCUGUCUCCCUCCGAGCUCCUGACAGUGCUGCCAUUUUAGUUACAGUGCCUUGUACUACUGGGGGAGUUUCCUUUGGCAGUCCCAAAUGCUCAGGCUGGGAAAGGUGUGCUGUGCUGGGGUAGGAGGGCUGAGCUGAGGUGCACCAGUGCCCUGGCACAGCACAGAGCCAGGCUGGGCUCUCCAGGUGCCCCAGAGCUCCGAGAGGUGCUGGGUGGUGAGCAGCAGUGCUCUGUGCUGGAGAGCCCUGCCCAGAGCUGCCGUGCUCAGACUCGCAGCACUCAGUGUUUGUGUUCCCCCUCCUCCUGCCGGGGAUCCAGUGGUCGCUGUUCUGUUCCAGGUGCAGAUCCAGGGGACAUCACUGCUGUCCCGUCCUCAGCAGUGUCCAGGUGGAUCUGCUCAGGACCCUGUGUGCCUUCACACAGCUCUGAGAGCUGCUGUCCCCAGUGCUGUUGAUACUUCUUUGGUAUUUUAUCGAUUGUUUUAUUGGUUCCUGGAGGUUUUGCUCAGAUAUGCGUGUUUUUCGUGUCACUAUUAAACUUUAAUGUUUUUUACCUUUCUUCUUUUAUAUUGCCCCUUCUUUUCUGGACAUUCCUUGGGAAUGUCAUUAACUGGUAAUUCCUGGCUCAGACUUGCCAUUUUUGAAGUUUUGGUGUUUUUCCUGCC